GAGAGAAGACACAUCUAUUAGAACCAGAUAAUACAUAAGUGAUUAAUACUCUCACAGUGACAAUGUGAAUUAGUGUUACUAAUAAUGUGUUAUUGUUAAUUGUUACUUCUAAGCUUCUACUUUUACCAUCAAGUAAACAAUGACAUAACUAGCUGAGUAUCUUUCACAUAAUGGGACACUGAGAGACAAUGUGUUGUGGGAACAUGACUGACUGUUUACUCUCAGGUGUAACACUGCAGAGGAUGUUUGCCAGAUGCUAGUUUGAGUCUUUACUAUGGCAACAUCAUGAGAGAUGACUGUUGACAUUAAAGACCUUAAAUUAAUUUAUGUUUACAUGGUAUAACUGCUGCAUGUUUGAAGGCUUAACUCUUGUCUGACUUGCUUGAUUAUGAAUCCUGCUUCACGGGCAGGAGACAGGGAAAGAGUGGGGGGAGCUUAUUGGUGGAGAGCAGCGGUGGCCGGCCUAUAAAUACUCAUGAGAGCGCAAAGACGAGACCAGAACUGGCUGCUGGUGCCACCGCGGGACUCAGGAACUCAGGGGUCUUGGGGGUCACACACACAUCAGUCCAGCAUGCCUCUUUCAGGGCGUCCCAACACGGUCCGGCUGGUGUUCCUCGGGGCGGCGGGGGUCGGUAAGACCGCGCUCAUCCACCGUUUCCUCCACGACCGCUUCGAGCUCAAGUACACGCGCACGGUGGAGGAGCUUCACGUGCUGGAGUACGACACCGCAGGGUCCGGCAGGAUGCGCCUGGAGAUCCUGGACACCAGCGGGAGCUACCCCUUCCCGGCCAUGCGGGAGCUCUGCAUCCGACACAGCGACGCCUUCGCCCUGGUGUACGCGGUGGACGAGCCCGGCUCCCUCGAGGAGGUGCGGCGGCUCCGUGAGGAGAUUCUGGAGCUGCGGGGCGAGAAGGGCGCGCCCAUCACCGUGGUCGGCAGCAAGUCGGAUCUGACCGAGUCCGAGGGGCGCGUGCUGCUGGCGGCUGACGUCAUGGCCACGGUGGAGGGGGACUGGGACGCCAACUUCGUGGAGGCGUCCGCGCGCACCGGUGGGAACGCGGUCGGAGUGUUCCGCGCGCUGCUGCAGCAGGUGGACCCGCCGCACCGGCUGAGCCCCGCGGUGUGCAGGCGCAGAGACACGGCGCCCGCACCAGCUGUCAAGAAGAGACCCCCACUGAAGAAACACAACAGCUGUGUCCUGUCGUAAGACCAGGUUCCGUUUGUUGGUGGACGCUGCAGCUGGACUGCACCUGUUCAGGUGUUGCUGGUCAUCACAGUACUCUACCUGUUGGACAGAAGAUCCCGUAUGAACCAAAUAAAAUGUUACUGUCAAUGAAAGUCAUGACAGUCACGGUACUUAUAGUUUAAUGGGACCGUUGAUCGGUUUAUACAGGUCGACCUUUUGAUGUGUACAUUUUUUUUAAUCUUAUGUUAAUAAACUACUUUAUAGUGA
Molecule: messenger RNA, 1453 nt
Organism: Acanthopagrus latus (yellowfin seabream)
Lineage: Eukaryota; Metazoa; Chordata; Actinopteri; Spariformes; Sparidae
Product: GTP-binding protein Rhes-like
Exons: 1
Coding region: 476-1207 (243 amino acids)
Molecular function (GO): GTPase activity; GTP binding
Source: RefSeq, a predicted model, not a curated record